This is a messenger RNA of Quercus lobata, 1732 nucleotides long. RefSeq names its product probable disease resistance protein At4g27220. Bases 18 to 1403 code for a protein of 461 amino acids. The transcript is spliced from 3 exons. Lineage: Eukaryota; Viridiplantae; Streptophyta; Magnoliopsida; Fagales; Fagaceae. The record is from RefSeq and is a predicted model, not a curated record.
UUGCAGGUCCCAAGUUCAUGGUAUCAGAAGAUGUUCCUGAUGAAGAAGAAUGGGGAAAGGAUGUUGAAAAGGUUUCUUUGUUAAGCAACCGUGAAUCAGAGUUUCCUUAUAUAUCACCAAAGUGUCCUAAGCUUUCGACCUUGCUUCUACAAGGAUAUGCAACCAUCCCAGAUUCAUUUUUUGUGCAUUUGCAUGGACUCAAAGUUCUUCAUGUAUUUGGUGGUAGGAUUAAAUCUUUGCCGAAUUCGAUCUCUGACUUGGAGAAUCUUACUUCAUUAAGAGUUUACCGUUGUUUUGAUUUAAAGCGUGUGCCUUCAUUAGCAAAGCUUACAGCAUUAAGGAGCUUGGAUCUUUUGGAAUCUGCAACGAAAGAAAUACCUCAUGGUUUGGAAAAGUUGACCAAUUUGAGAUACCUCAGUCUUCGUGCAUACAAUCAAGAGAUGCCACCUGGGAUUUUACCCAAACUCUCUCAACUCCAGGUUCUCAAACUUAAUUGUGGGUCAAAUUCUUUAACGGUGAAUGGAGAGGAGAUAGUAAGGUUGAAGAAAUUAGAUUUGUUUAAAGGCAAAUUUUGUGGCUUGAAUGACUUCAAUACAUAUCUUGAAUCCUUAGAGGGAGGACCUAGCCAUUACGUGUAUUGCGCGAGAAAAACAAAGCCAGCUAGCGAGUUGGGUGAAACUGUAAAACUGCUCCCAAAGGACGUUCAGGCCCUAGCAAUUUUCGGAGGUCAGAAUUUAAGAUUUUUUUACAAAUGCAUGAAGUCCGUUUGUAUCAGGGAGUGUGAAGAAAUAGAAGACGUUUUUUCUUAUUCUUUCACCUUUCCUCUUCAAAGCCUUGAGAUUGUACAACUCGUAAAACUGGAUAAGUUACUGGUACUAUUUAGGGAAGAGAAAGUCACAGCAGCACCAAUGGUCCCACCUGGCACCUUUUCCCGUCUCAAAGAAUUUACAAUAUGUGAGCGUCCGAAUAUAAGGCAGCUCUUUGCGCUUGGGGUGCUCCUAAACCUGGCCAACCUGGAACAGAUUGCUGUCUUUCGGUGUCUGCAAUUAGAGGAAAUAAUAGCUAGGCCUGAAGCAUCUGAUGAAGUUGACGAAGAAGAAGCAAAAGAAAUUGUAGAAAUAUUCCCCCGAUUGAGGAGAUUGACAUUAGUGAUUUCACCGGAGCUGAAUACCAUAUGCAGUAGCAGUAAUGUAAUACUUUGUGAUUCUCUUGAUUCUAUUGAGAUAGAAGAGUGCCCGAAGCUUAAGAGACUACCUCUUUCUCUACGCCGUAUCAAUGGACAACUAUCUUCUCCGCCUUCUUCAUUACAAAUCAAAAUAGAGAAAGAAAGGUGGGAAUUGCUGGAAUGGGACAAUCAUGAUAUGAAGAUGGUCCUUGAACCUUGUUGUGAGUUCUUAUUUUAAGGUGAAAUCUCAAUGUGGGUGAGAGCAGUUUAACAUGACUCUUCUUCUGAUAUGUCACCAAGCCAAAACUGACUCAAGAAAUAAUUUUUGUGGUGUGGAUUCGCAAUGAGAAAUUGGCUCUCAAAUGUGUUUAUGUGUACUUUCUUAGCUCUUUUGGUUCUGAUUUGGUUCUUAUUUGAACUUUGUUUACGUUGUGAUUUAUGAAAGUGUGUUCUUCUCUUUGACUGAGUGGAUGAUCUUCAGUAAUAAUUGAUACUCGAUGGUAAUUUGUUUCGUAAUUGUGCAAGGAUUCAAACCUUGUAUGUUUCUGUUUUAGAGAUAAUGUAAAC